Messenger RNA from Xiphophorus couchianus (Monterrey platyfish), 3403 nucleotides. It is a transcript of the gene vsir, whose product is annotated as V-set immunoregulatory receptor. Gene Ontology annotation, biological process: negative regulation of alpha-beta T cell activation; regulation of immune response. The record is from RefSeq and is a predicted model, not a curated record. Lineage: Eukaryota; Metazoa; Chordata; Actinopteri; Cyprinodontiformes; Poeciliidae. Bases 117 to 1004 code for a protein of 295 amino acids. Gene Ontology annotation, cellular component: plasma membrane. The transcript is spliced from 7 exons.
CUCUUCAUUUUACUACGAGUGAAACGAGAACAGACGGAGAGAGUAAAGAGGUCCAACAGCUGAGCACAUUCUGCACUUCUGCUUCGUUUGGUUUAGUUUUUAAAGUCCUGCCGGCCAUGGAGAGGCGACGAACUUCCGUUUGGCUGAGAAAGCCCAUGUUUUGGAUCGUCUGUUUUCUGGUUGCUGUUGCUGAAGCGAAAGUGGCACCAAGCCACUCCAGCUCCCCAUUGACCGUGUCCUCUGCCCACCGGUACUACACCUGUCCAGAGGGGGUGACUGCCAAGCUAGUGUGCAACCAGAAAAAUGCCAACUUACAUCCCGAUCACCACGUAAGGGAUCUCUGGCUCUUCACGCCCCACACCGACCUGCACUGUAAAAAAGGGGAAACUCCACGCAAUGUCAGCCAUAAACCCCGCAACUCGAAUCUAGGAGUGGAGAUGAACUAUACGAAUGAAAACAUGUGGGUGAUUCUCAGGAAUGUGACCCACGCCGACCAGGGCCGCUACUGCUGCAUAGCCCUGGACGUUAAGAUCGAUCACAAGCAACAAACAGCCCAGCAGAGUACCCACAGCCACAUUAUUCUUCAAGUUACACCAAAGAGAGACGGGGUGACCAGCUGCACGUUCUGGGAUCCCACACCUCCACCAGCAGCCUCGGUGCCUGUGGCUUUAGCCUUAGCUGCUUGCAUUCUGGCUCUGCUGUCGCUGCCUCUUAUUCUGGUCCUGGUCUACAAACAGCGAGAGAAUUCACGGUCAAACAGACGUGGACAGGAGCUGGUGCGGAUGGACAGUGAAGCUCAGGGCCACGAGAAUCCAGUGUUUCUGAUCGGAUCCCCGCAGGUAAAGACCCGGACUGUUUCUCAGAUCAUGACCCGUCAGCCCUCUGAGACCAGUCGCCACUUAUUGUCGGACCCGGGAACGCCCCUCUCUCCUCCCGCACAUGGCGACGUUUUCUUCCCAUCCGAAGACGUCAUCCCUGAGAAUCCAGACCUGGUGCAGAUUUAAAGCCCGUUCUUCACCUAAACUGUUGCCCUGGAAAGAUUCCUGCAGCUCUUCUGUUCUUCCAUUCAUUUUAAUACCAAUACUAUCCUCAUGAGCUCUCUCACAAUAACUGCAUAAACACGUAUUGCUCCUGUCUGGAUUUGUCAUCUGUUCAUUGUCUGGACUGCAGGAGGGAGGAGCGCUGCGUUUCUGACCCACAUACCAUUUCCACCUGCAACAACAUCUGCAGGCCAACAGGUUGCAUCUGAUCACAGACCUGGCUCUGCUGGUGUCUUUUAUUAACCUUGUGAGAAGUGUUGAAAGUGGGAGUCUUGCUAUAAGCAGGCGGAUAGUGAUCUACUCAGCUUUUACAGAAAAUCAUUUAAGCAGCAAGUUCUUGUGAGCUCAAAUCCCCACAGAGUUCAAAUCGCCUGAACUCUGCUGUCUGUCAUGUGAACUUUCUAGGUGGUCAAAUUUAUACCGUCAAACCUCCUAUUGUGAAUGCAGCAGUUUUCUUUUGCUGGUCAUUAGAGAACUGUCAGAUAAACAGUUUCAUAAAAUCACCUGUCAUUAUAGAGUUCAUGUUCAGGAAUCAAACCAACAGACUCUGAAGCCCCUUUCAAAACUCUUAAAGCAGAACUUUUGGCCAUCUAUCUGUUUUCUGAAAGGACCAAAGCAGCAAGAAGGGUUAAAGUCAACCCACCGCUGUUAUACUUCUCAGCUUCCAAACAAGGAAUCAACAGGACUUAUGUAAGGGUUAACUGUGACAUCGUCUGGCUGGGUUUUUCUGUAAGGACUGGAGAGGUAAAAGGGGUUUGAUGUUAGUCAAACUACAACUCUGAGUUGCCAAGCGAGGUAACAAUGGCACUGAAAAGUUGACAAGAUUAACAGGAUGUAGCCAUCAACUCUUUCAUGAAACAGUUCAAAGCCAGAACUUGUGGCUCCAAGGUGGUAAAGGUGGCAGGAAUAAUUCUACCGUUUUCUGCCAAGCACAGCAGAAAUACUCGCCGUACCAAAGGGUUCGAGCUUUAUGGCUCUACAGCGUUAUGUAGCUACAGUCUUAUUUUACAGACAGACAGACUCAGAUGCUCAUUUGUCAUGUUUGUGUUUGCUAACAGAACCACCAAUCAAAGUUGCGACUAUACCUCAACAGUCGACUUGUGUGAGGUUUAUUGUCUUUGUGGGGUAUGAUGUAGAGCUUGUAAACAUCAGUCUGUGCCACCAGAUGAACACAAGAUUUAACAUAAAACCAAACCAAGCACUUAAUUCAGACUGGGACAGGCACCCAGUGGGGGCGUGACGGAGCCACUGGUGCUCAGUGGGCAGAUGAGUCUGGUGCAGGUUGUUCAGGGCAGAACACAUUGGUGUAAGACAAAAACUGUGCUCGUAUUAUUUUCUAUUGAAUUUCCAAUAGAAAGGCACCGAUGUGCAUCAGAGGCACCAGUUGGUCCCAUGGCACUCCCCAAUAUCCAUUCCCCAGCAAGUAGAAACUUAUGGCAAUAAGUUCUACUGAGAGGUUGUUUUAUGAUAGAACUGUUUUGUGAAAGAGGUUUUAGGUGUGAAUAGACCAAAUAUUCUCCAAAACGUGGCAUUACAUUUCUUUUUGUAUGAUUUCUUCUCUGCAUUUCUUUCUGCCUUUGUGCUACCUCAGACAGACCUGAGUACCGCUUCUGUUUCUCUGAAUACUUUCCUUCCGUCCUGUACUUUACAACUGCAUUAUAGCCUUAAACACACUUGCAUAAUUAAAAAUAUAUUUCAUUUUUAGAGGAAGAUUUAAUUGUUGUCUCUGUGUAUAAUUAUGGAGGAAAAAAUCAUUUAUUUUUCUUGAAUGUAGCCUCACAGAUACUACCGCAACAAACAAAAGAAAAAUCUUCCAGGAGUUUAACUCACUGCCACUUCCUCUGGAUUUCACUGUGUUUAUGUCUAUCAGGGUAAAGGUUCAAUCCUACUUUUUUAUGUGUGCAAUGAGGUCUGAUAAGCCAAAACUGUUAAAUACUUUGAGCAAAAGGUUUGAAAUGUCAGUCGUAGCAACACUGAGAUGUUGCUGCAUCACUUUGCCCACGUGACUUUAACCCACUUUUAGUGUUAUUUUUAAUCUGGGGUAACAUGCAUACAGUGGAUGCCAAGCGGAAAUCAUCUGAAGAAGAAAAUGUUUAGCAGGUUUAUAGGACAGAGUAACAUUUUGUUUUGUUUAGACGUGAGCCUGCUUACGAGUUUGUGGCUGUAUAUUUGAGUGUAAAGAAGGGAUUAAAGUUUUAAGAAUUGAUUUCUGGUUUCGCUGAAAAAUAAUUUUUGUACGCUUGAUGACUUUUAUAUUGUACCUGUGUGUUUUUAUACUGUAAAAAGCUUGCAUGACGGGAUAUUUCUUGCUUUUAAACAGCCCUGUUGGUAUUCUGUACAAUAAAAACGAAAUUCUCGAAGCA